Messenger RNA from Gigantopelta aegis, 8989 nucleotides. Its product is annotated as phosphatidylinositol 3-kinase regulatory subunit alpha-like. Lineage: Eukaryota; Metazoa; Mollusca; Gastropoda; Neomphalida; Peltospiridae. The transcript is spliced from 21 exons. Gene Ontology annotation, biological process: signal transduction. Gene Ontology annotation, molecular function: protein binding. The record is from RefSeq and is a predicted model, not a curated record. Bases 84 to 3032 code for a protein of 982 amino acids.
CUUUCACCUAACAUGGCGGGCUUGCGAUAGCCACUUCCUGUUUUUGCAGUCAAACCCAGAAGUAGAUCAGGUUGUUAUGCACCAUGUCUAACAUCGUGCUUUAUGAGGCUCUGCAUCAGUACGAUCCUGACAAAUACCAGCAUGACGAGAACAACAUCCCGAUCAGUCCCGGCGACCAGCUCGAAGUCGACUUGUCUCACCCAGAUAACACACAGUUUGCAGACAUGCCGGAGACUCCUGAGGGCUGGCUAUAUGGGUGUAACCUCAAACAGGGUUCCGUGGGAUUCUUCCCAGGUGACAAAUAUGUUAAGUAUAUUGGCCGAGGCAACACACACACAGUUCCAAGUCUUCCACCGAAACGUCCAUCAUUAGUUCAUGCCGUUAUAGAGCACUGUGGUCAGGGGGAUUUCGCCAAUGACAGUGGUUACGAAGGUACCCCAGGUCCUCCAAAGCUUCCCCACAGACUAGUGGACACGUAUUUUGUGAAACCCGUCUUCUGCUUCCAAUGCCACGACUAUAUAUGGGGUACAGGAAAAGUAGGCAAAAAGUGUGACUCUUGUGGCAAGUGCUUCCAUAUUGGCUGUGCUAACACGUUGGCAAUCUCUGCUUCACACUGUAGUCGGGACCGAAGUAUCAAACACACCAUUACAUCAGACCAAUUUGUGCAAAUAGAAAAUUGGACAGUGAACAAUGUCUUAGACUGGAUGGCAGCCCUGAACAUUUACCGUUACGCCGAGCUGUUCCGCGAAAAACAAAUCUCUGGCAAGGACCUCAAGACGAUGGAUGAGGACAAACUAAGGAAAAUGGGAAUAAAGGACGAGUUUCAUCAGAAAUCAAUUCUAGUUUGCAUUGACGAACUCUGCGGACAAAACCCAGACAAUCAACCCUACGCCUCUAGUUUGCCACCUCCUGGUCAAUGUGUAGAAAUGGAAGCGGCAAGCUGUGACGCAGCAUCAGCCCACCGUUUCGACGAGUACAACUUCUCGUCGAUGCAGCGCUGUCACUUGUGUGACAAAUUCCUCUACGGACUGAUGCGCCAGGGCUUGCAGUGUCGCGAGUGUGGACUGUGCUGUCACCGGUUCUGUUCGGCCACGCACCCCACCGAGUGCAACGUACCCAAGCUGGAACACCUUCGCAGACCCAGCUUCUCGCAGUUUGCUGUGUUUGGUUCCGACCUCACAGAAGAAGUUCAGAAAUCACACUGUCAAGGGGCACCAUUUGUCGUGGCUAAAUGCAUUGAAGAAAUCGAACUCUGGUGUCAAGAACAUCAAACUGAAGCACUUAGUGUUUACAGAAUAUCGGCCAAAACGGAAGAUAUCAACGCAAUAAAGGCAGCCUUCAGUAUGGGUGACCCCUCGCAGUUGAACUUGUCAUCAUACGGUGUGCACAGCGUGGCGGGCGUGUUGAAGAAGUAUCUGCGAGAACUGCCAAACCCCGUCAUCCCAGUCGAGUUCUACAGUCAGUUCAUCGAAGCAGCAAGAAAUAAGAGUGAGACGAGAAAGUCGCUGGUUGACUUGGUGGACUCCCUCCCCGUACCUCACAAGUCCACACUAUACUAUCUCAUGUCUCAUUUCUGUCGUCUUUGGUGCUACCAGCACGAGUCUGGCGUCGCUGACGGGCUCGAUAAACUGUCUCACGUAUUCUGUCACAUCCUGCUACGUCCGCCAUGGGAACAGAUAAUAGAAAUCAUCGAAAAUACAAAAACGCACAUUGACAUUUUUGAAGAAUUAUUGAGAAAUGGCAACUGGGGAGUUGAGAUACCGCCCAUCCCAUCCCCUCCAAUUCUUCCUCCACGUGUGAGGAGUGAUGAGCCUCCGUCUGGCUUCAUGUCGCCCGUGUCUCCUGAGGAGCGUCUGAAGGAAGCUGAGUGGUACUGGAGCAACAUCUCACGCGAAGACGUCAACGAGAAGUUGCAGGACUCACCAGACGGAACAUUCCUGGUUCGAGACUCAGCAACUCCAGGAGACUACACUUUAACCCUCAAGAAGGGAGGCAGCAACAAAUUGAUCAAGAUCUACCACAAGGACAACAAGUACGGGUUUGUGGAGCCGCUCGAGUUUGACUCGGUCGUCGAGCUUAUUCAGUAUUAUCAGCAUAAUUCUCUCGCCAUCUACAACAAGACCCUCGACAUCAAGCUGCUGUAUCCAGUCAGCAGGGGAAGCAGCACGGACGGCAGCACGGCUGACGACGUGGUGAAGAAGAUGUCGACUCUGAUCACGGUGAACAACGAGUACCUGACGAAGACGACACAGUAUGACAAUCUGUACGAGAAGCACUCGAAGACCUCGCAGGAGCUGCAGCUGAAGCACCAGGCCCUGGAUGCCUUCAAGGAGACGCUGCUGGUCUUCGACGAACAGCUGGAACUUCACAGGCGCUUCCACAAAGAGGCCCAGCAAAACGAAAUCCAAAGAUUGCACGAGAAUCUUGAACUACUGAAGUCUCGGUACUUGGGGAUUCAGGAGAGUAAGAGCGGUCUUGAGGUUGAGAUUAACCGCAAGUCGAACCAGAACCGGACGUUCAUCAGCGACAUGAACAGCCUGAAGCCAGAGAUCAAGCGCCUGUACCGCCAGAGGGAGGAGCUCAAGAAGUGGCUCAUCGACCACGGCAAGACGCAGGACCAGCUCGACAACCUGCUGGAGGAGAGAAAUGAUGCUUUUGAUCUUCCGUCAGAAAAUGAUAAUCAGCAUCAAAAUGAGAAUCUGUGGUUUUUGAACUGUGAUCGGGAAACGGCCGUGGAAAUGUUACAGAACAAACGACACGGGACAUUUCUCAUCAGACCAAAGAGGGAGGAAGGAAACGUCCAUGUUUUGUCUAUUAAGUGUAAUUCUAUUGUUGGUCAUGCGAAGAUUCAUCACCGAGAAAUGGGCUAUGGUUUUGCCGACCCAUACUUCAUCUUUCCAACGUUAAAGGACCUUGUGUUACAUUAUCAAAUGACCUCCUUGGCUGAGCAUAACAACACUUUGGACGUGCAUCUUAUGUACCCUGUGAGGGCCCCUUGCGAUCCUAUAUACUUACGAAUGCAGACGCCUUGAGUGAGAGUAAACUUGUACAUAUUGAUGGUGUGAAUGUCGACCUGUGGGGAUGCUUCAGAUAUUAGCAUUAAUGUGAUAUAAAACAAAAUGUUAAAAGUGGCAGCAAAGAGCUGCGACUAUUGUCCGAUGAAGAGAAAAGACGAGCCACCGUAACAAUGAAGCAGUGGUUAGGGUUGCGCUGUUUAUGAGACGGUGAUAGCAGUGAACUUCUUUAAGUGACACGAUCGUGUAUAUUGGUGUUGAUAUAAGACUUUUUCAUAGCAGCACGGUAAAACAAUUGAUGACGUGGCAAUGAUAAAAAAAAGUAACAGGGCUUUAGAUUGCAUCCAAUAGCCAAUGUGUGUUUUUGUGCUUGGGCGUUGUUAAACAUUUAUACAUUUCAUUUUCAUGGCUUAAAGAAAAUAUUUUAAAAUGUUGAAUCUUUUUUCUUUCUUUUUUAAUGUUUUAAAUGCCCUCCAGUCAUCCAAUGACUUUCUUCUGUUUUUCAAAUGAUGCCAUUGAUAAUUUGUGGUUACAUAUUAUGCUGAGUAAAUCAAUAUUUUAGGUUAAAUACUCUUUAAGAUAAUCUUAAGGAUUCAGUGGCCAAAAAUGUUUCAGCCAGUUUGUUGGCGGUGCUCAUAAACACUGUCCAGAUUGGGAGAGAUCUAAAGCCCUGACUAGAGUAAGGUUCGGUGCUGGAUCUAGAACAAAUUGUCAUCUUAGCAUUGUCAAGUACAGCGGUCACUAUUCUACAAUAAAUCAAGGUAAGAGAAUUGACAGUAAGCUGGCAUGGGAAGCAGUAAGGAUGAAGUGACAUUGACUACAGGAAGUUGUGGUUAAUGAAGUGAAAAUGCAAUAAACUGGCUGAUGAAGUGUCAAUAACUGCAGUAAACUGGCCGAUGAAGUGUCAAUAACUAUGUUAAACUGGCUGAUGAAGUGUCAGUAACUACAGUAAACUCUGGCUGAUGAAGUGCUGAUAACGGUAGCACACUGUGACUACAAUAGUUUGAUGAGACAGUGCUCAAAAUACUGUGUUGUUAUAUUUUGACAAAUAUUGGUGCUUACAGACGUUCCCCUCUUCUUACCUAACAUUCAGCUGUUCCAAGUGUGUAUAAACUGAAUUGGUUUCAUCAACAACAACAACAAGACAAAAGGAAAGGACAUUAUGAAAAGCAUGCAUAUUCCAGUGAUGUUGAUGUGUAUAUAUGGCUCGUAUUAAAGAUGUGCUAACAAUGUUCAGGAGCCAGGGUGUAUGUUGAGACGAACGAAACAGUUUUAUCUCAAAUGUGAUUGUGAGUUCUGGGUCCAGUGAAUGAUGCCAGUGUCUCGUGUGAUGACGAGGAUGACGACGACGAUGAUGAUGAUGAUGAUGAUGACUACCGAUUCCGGUUUACUAAACACUCCUGUGAUUUCGUUGUGCGAUGAUUCCAGUGAUUUGGUUCAGAGAUGAUUAUAUUGGUUUUUCACAAGACAUAUUUGUAUGCGAUCAGUGAUUUUUCCCAGUGAUUGAAUCAGGUGAUAUCAUUAUAUGUUUUGACUUCUUUUUUCUUUUUUUUGUAAACACGUAUCCUGGAGCACAGGUCUGUUUAUAUUUACUUGGAAACUGAUGGAUCUUGUAAGGGGGAUGCUGUCACACUUGGAAAAACAGUCAUGCAUAUGAUUUAUAAUGGCAUUAUGUGAAAAAAACUAAACAUAAAGAGAAAGAACAAUGAUUCUUUGUCAACUCUCUUUAUGUUCCUGAUUCAGGUAUCUUGUGGUGCAUCCUACUAAUUACAUGUACAUUUGUGACUUUACAUAAAACUGUGAAGAAAAAACCGUGAUUUGUUACCUGUUGAGUUUUAUAUAUUUUAGUCAAGAGCACGAAUGACUGACCCUUUGCUCUGAUUGUGAACAUUUCAAGAAACAACUACCUAGGCACACAAAGUUUGCAAUUUGCCUAAGGCAUACUGUAUCUUUUCUUCUUUUUUUUUCAGUAAGGAGAUUGUGUCAUGUGAUUACAUUGAUUUUAUACUACUGAAAUGAUAUCACUCUAUGAUCUUUUUAAUGUAGUUGAAAAUCUUUAAAAUGUUAAUGAGUUUUGUUUGUGCUAGGAGGAACAGUGCCAUGCUGAGUUAUGUAUUGUGAUAGAACAAAAUGACGACUAAAGAAUAAUAUGUUAAUGUGAUUAUUCAUUUUUUAUUUUUUCACAUAUUUUUUAUUGAGGUAAAUUGAUUAGGUUUUUUAUUAUUAUUAUUAUUGUUGUUGAGAUGGGGAAGGGGGUUGCCUAAAACGGUCUGCAUCAAAUGGGGACCUGCUGUUUUGGGUAACUGAUGCUGUCUGCCAUUUAUAAAGUCAACAAAAGACAAUUUUGUUUGUUACACAGUACAAUACAAAUGGCAUGCGAUUAGCUUCCCGGAUCCUUUUUUUUUAUGACUAGUUGAGAUACACACAGGGUGAAGAUUGGAUACCAGAACUUAAACAUACUUCUGUCAGUUACACAUCCCAAAAUGUUCAUUUGACAUUUCACAGUCACAAAUACAUGUAUAGUAUAAAAUCAUUUCUCUAUGGUAUGCGAUUUUAUACAAUUAAUGACAGUUUUACAUCGAUAAACUUACAAAAAAAUGACAAACAAUUCUUAUGUAUAUCAUCUGGGUCGCGUGAAUGAAAAACUGGAAGUUAGUUUAUAAUGGCCUUCAAAUACAAAUUUUAAUAAAGUUUUUGAUUUUUUAAUGUAAAUUACUUAACUGUUUAUGAGUGGAAUUGGAGAGAAUAAAAUAAAAUAAAUAAAUAAAUAAAUGGUCUUACAGAGCACACCAGUGUGAACUAGAUGUCGGUCUGUCUUGGGAUGAACACUCUUGUUUGAUUAAAACAACCAUUUCUUUCCGUCUUGAGCACUCAUGUGAGUUCGCGAGAAACAGAAAUAGCUCAGUGUUUCUUCUUCCACUGGUGAGCUUAAAACUUGUUUGUUGACGGCUCUCUGUUCUCUAUUUAGAAAGGUGAAUAUUUUCCACUGAUCGCACAUUUGUUUAUAGCACUUGUUAAGGAACCGGAACUUGUUCUCUCUGUGGUAACAAACAUUUGGUUAGUUUUCAAGAACUCGUUUUGUCAGUUCUGCUCCUAUUACUGAGCUUUUCAUUUGUCAGUGAUAAAAAUGUUUUUUUAAAACAUAAUACACAUGUACAUGUAAUCAUAAUCAAAUUUAGAAUGAUAAAAACAGAGGCCAGGCUUUUAUUCAGGGAGGGUCAUUUUGGUGGUAUCCAGGGAGAUGGUUGGAGAGGGAGGGAAGGGAGGGAGAAGGUAACACUAUGCAGUUUUGGAGUUUUCAUCUACCUCAUCCUCUACUGAAAGACUGGCCUGCUGUCGGAAUCAGCUGUUGUAUUUGCUGUUCGAACGUGUGUGUAUUUGCUUUUUGUGAUUUUCAACUUGAGGAGAAUCGGUCAUGGGUGUUGGUUGCAUAUUUGUAGCCACAGUUGUCAUAUGUGGCUUUAUUUUAUUAUCAAAAUGGAACAACCAUUUACAACUUUGAUACAAGUCUUUAAAUGUCUAUUUAAUGCCUGUUUUUAAUUGGGUUGGGGGGGGGGGUAAUAGAAUUGGGAAAUAAUUUAAGAUUUUGAGAAAUUGGCCUGUUUUGUCUUGUAUGUCAAUAUUUUUAUGAAAAAGUUCUUUAUUGAUUACGAUAUCCUAUAUUUUCAACCAGUGCAGAAAUACUAUGAGACUAAUUAGGUAGCUGUUUAGCUAGACCAUUUGUGAUCAUUGAUCAUUUAGUUAUGAAUAUGAGUUUUAGGUCCACCAAGAGUUGAACACAAAUCUGUGUAUGAUGCUCAUAACACUGUGAAUUUUUAAUAUAAAUAUUGAAUCUUUCAAUCAAAAUUCAGAACUGUUGAAGUUUCAGUUUGAUUACAAAAGUUGAAACAAAUAUCUUCUUCAAGUUUGUGUUAAAAGUCUUCUGAAAUGUGUGGCCAAAAAAACAAAAAACAUUUUGAUUUACUUAAAAAUGUGAUACGGACCUGAAAUUCGUUUUUAUUUAUUCGCAACCACAUUCCUGUAUUAACAGUUUACAUGUCGGUUUAAUUUUGUUUGUCAACCUUUACUGAUUUCUGUAAUAUUUUGAAGUAUAUUUCGUUAUUUGUCAGUAUAUUGCUAAUGUUUUUAAUUUGUAUUAUCAAUCUACAUGUAUCAGUACCCAUGACCGAUUAUCUAUCAUAAAACAAUAAUGGCAAAUAGGGUUUAAUUACUCUAAAUGAGUUAAUUAACUUGAUAGCUUUACUGCUAAAUAUUUUUUAUGGAAUAGAUACAUAUAUAUAUAUAUAUAUUUUUAUAUAAAACAAAAUUUAGUAAUCACAUUGCCAGAGAUAAAUUGAUGAAGCAGUCAUUAAAUGUUAAUCCUUUUGUAUUGUAUUUCUAACCAUUCAUUUUUUUUUCAGGUUUAGUUUUUAGCAAGUUGAAAAAUGUUUUAGUAUUUUCUCUGCCGUUUAUUCUUAGUAAAAGUGCAAUACUCGAUUAAUUUUUCGAAAUUUGUCAUAGUUUUAAUGAACUAAUAUGUAUUUAUACAGUUUUUAUUGUAGUUUUCUUCUGAUCGAUCUGUUAGUUGAGUAAAAUUGUCCUUCCUGUAAAAUAAAGCAAAAAAAGUCACUAUACAUACACAUUACUGAAAAAUCCUGUUAGAUACAUAUGAAUACAGAAAAAUAUUUAUGAAGACAGCUGUAAUAUAACACAUUUUUAUAUUUCUCAGUUAAAAAUGCUGAUUGUACUGGGUUAGAAGUUUGCAAGAGGAAUGAGUAAAUAGAUAUAUUAUUGGGGGGGGGGGGGUCUUGGUGUCAGUGGCAUCAUCAUUAAGCCAUUUGCUUUAAGGCUGGUAGGUACUCGGUUCACAUCCCUGUACUGCAUUGUGCCGGUUCAGUGGAAAACAUGAAUGGCAGAUACACUGACAGACAACCCAGAUAGCUGAGGUGUGUGACCUGGACAGCGUGCUUGAACCUUAACUGGAUAUAAGCGUACAGAAGUCCAGAUGAAAUGAAAUUUUCUCACAAAAUAAUAAAUCAACAGUCAUUAAUAAAUCGGUAAUCUAUAUUCAUGUCAUGUUACAUUAAGGACUUGAGAAUGUUUGAUGUUGGAUAUAACAACAUCUGAGUACAGUGCUCUUGCAAAGGUCGAAGAAACAAAUGUAUUUACAUGUAGUAAAAACUGGUGUAGCAGAUUGAUUUGAGAAAUGAAGAUGAAAGCAAAACAUGGAACGAAAGUAAUUUCUGAAACUGUUGAAAGGACUCGUCGUCGUAUUUUUGAUUCAGCAUUAAUGCCUAACAUGGAUGUGAUAUUUUAGGUUUUUAAAGAAUUUUUUUUUUCAGUUUUAUUUUUAACAUCUUUGGCCUAACUCAGUCUGACACAGCAAAACAGAAAAUGGAUAUAAUAAUCCUUUAAAAUAUUAAUGUCAUAUUAAUUCUUUGCCAUGCUGUCUGCAUAUUUGUGCCUAUUCACACCGAAACUUGAGCUCUAGCGUAUUGUACGUGAUAUUAAAAUAUCACUCUAUGGUACAUUAUAGGUCUUCAGACAAGAUUGAUAUAGCUAAAAAUGUUUUAUUUGUUGUGAGAUUAUAAUGGACAUUGAUAAUCGCAACAAAGAGUGAAGAAACAGCCAUUUCUAGUAGAAUAACAGUUAACCGAUUCUUUGGCACACUGCUACACAAAAACCAUUUAAAAAAAUCUUCUUUUUAAAGUUAUAUAUAAAUGGUAUAUAGAAAAUAGCAAAGGGAAUGUUCUGUUUCUAGUCAUAUGUGUUGCAGAACUCUUGCUACUUUUUCCACAGGAAUUGACAGGAUUCUUCACUGAGAUUGUAAAUUGUGUAUGGGUAGUUGUGUGUCCGUCUAUGUCAGUAUCUGUGUGUGUGUCAUGGAGCUAGUAUCAUUGUGUUGCAUUCUGUUCACUCCAACCUGUGCCUCAGUUAUAAACUGUUCGUCUCAGCAAAAAUGCUGGCAGAAUGAAACAUUAAAUAUACAAAACAAA